AUGUCUCGCGCCCUUUACGAAAUGAAAAUGGACAUGGACUUUGAAGUCUACGGGGACGUCGUUUUGGACCCCGAAGAGGUCAUGGACAACAGAGACAUCCUCGCCUCAUAUGACAACUUGGGGACGGAUUCCGACUCCGAAAUUUUCACGGAAGACGAAGACAAAGAAAACGAGGGAAGUCACGGCAACAUCCGCUCGUCUCGUUUUCGACCUAGCAAAGUCACCAAACGCCAGCCACCCCGGAAACGGACCAAGUAUCGUCUAGGCCCCCGCAGAAAAUUGACCGACAAAGACCUCGACUUCCUCAUCUACAGGGACGAGACAGCUGACGAAGUCCCCCCCUUCCGGAGAGAAUACUACGGCAGCAACCUCCCUGCCCUUAGCGAAAUCGAAAAUGGCGUCAGGUUCCAGUACGCCGCCAACCACCAGAUUCGCCAAAACCACCAAACCCUCAUCGCCGACGCCUUGGAGGUGGGCGAUGAAGAGCUGGCAGAUAGGAUCUGGACUGCCGCACAAAACGAGCCCAGGAAUCUUGAGCGCCUGGCCGCCGCCUACGUCUGGGACGCAGAUUGCGACCCCCUCGACGUCUGGCUCUGGGUCCAAGACAAGGGCUACCACCGCAACUGGACCUUGCGCCAGGAGCAGAGAUUCGUGGAUUUCCUCGAUUGGAUGGCGCCUCUCGUCCAAGGAAACGCGAUCUACAAGAUGAACAACCCGGACGAGGCAGACGACACCAACAAGUGGAGCACCAAGGUCCUGGAGCUGCAGUUUGACAGCCUCGACCUCCCUAACCUGGUCUUGGAAAUGGAGAACAUGACGCAAGUCACCUUUGUUCCAUGCGGCGAAGACGAGAACAUCCUCCACCGUGCCGACUUUACAAAGUUGCAGCAGGACUACAUCGACGCCAAAUGGAAGGGGCCAGGGCGUUGGGCUCUUGGGGAAGAAGCGGUGCCUCCAUUGGAGAGCGACCAUUCUGAUGAAGAGUUUGAAGAGUGUGAGGAGGAGUACGAGGAAGACUACGAAGAGGAGUACGUAGAGUAG
Molecule: messenger RNA, 1041 nt
Organism: Trichoderma virens Gv29-8
Lineage: Eukaryota; Fungi; Ascomycota; Sordariomycetes; Hypocreales; Hypocreaceae
Exons: 1
Coding region: 1-1041 (346 amino acids)
Source: RefSeq, a predicted model, not a curated record